AUGACGGAGCAGAGGGAGUCGUUGAAGAUUGUGGCGGAGAAAGAGCCAGCAACCUCAGAGAAGAGAGUGCGAAGUGACCUCGAAAACUUCAUUCCCAAGCCUUACCUGGCUAGAGCUCUAUUUGCACCAGACAUUUACCACCCUGAUGGCAGCACAGACCAUACUCAUAAUGAAAUGAGUGUUCUUCAGCAGCAUGUUGCCUUCUUUGAUCGAGAUCAAGAUGGAAUUAUAUACCCUUGGGAAACUUAUGCAGGUUGCCGAGCACUUGGAUUCAAUCCUUUAAUGUCUAUAUUCAUGGCCAUCUUUAUCAAUGGAACUAUGAGCUAUUCAACUCUACCAUAUUGGAUACCCAAUCCCUUAUUUCCAAUUUACAUUGCCAACAUACACAAAUGCAAGCAUGGAAGUGACUCUGGAACUUAUGACAAUGAGGGAAGAUAUAUUCCUGCAAGCUUUGAGAAUAUAUUCAGUAAAUAUGCACAGACGGCACCUGAUAAGUUAUCCUCAAGUGAAUUGUGGUCCAUGACCGAAUGCUGUCGAGUUUCUUUUGAUAUCUUUGGGUGGAUUGCGUCAAAGCUGGAGUGGUUUGCUUUAUACUUACUUGCAAGGGAUGAAGAGGGCUUUCUUUCGAGGGAGGCGGCUCGUCGUUGCUUCGAUGGAAGCCUGUUUGAAUAUGCAGAGAAGCAGCAACUGGCAGAAAAUGAUGAUAAGUCAGACCACAAGAAGAAGUUCUAAGACUUCUCUAUUGUGGGUCUAAGCAAAAAACAGAUAUGGAGCUUUUGAUGCACAUAAAUAAGAGAUGUUAAGGCCUUAGUUUGUGUACACUAAUGGAGUAGGGGUGGACCUUGCAGUGUUGUGAAGGGAUAGCUAGUAUUUUGGUGAGCCACAUUUGCCUUUUGUUAGUGAA
This is a messenger RNA of Dendrobium catenatum, 904 nucleotides long. RefSeq names its product peroxygenase-like. The transcript is spliced from 6 exons. Gene Ontology annotation, molecular function: monooxygenase activity; calcium ion binding. NCBI's taxonomy places the organism in Eukaryota, Viridiplantae, Streptophyta, Magnoliopsida, Asparagales, Orchidaceae. The coding region runs from base 1 to 732 and encodes 243 amino acids. The record is from RefSeq and is a predicted model, not a curated record.